This is a messenger RNA of Chaetomium fimeti, 1014 nucleotides long. RefSeq lists its product as uncharacterized. The transcript has a single exon. NCBI's taxonomy places the organism in Eukaryota, Fungi, Ascomycota, Sordariomycetes, Sordariales, Chaetomiaceae. The coding region runs from base 1 to 1014 and encodes 337 amino acids. The record is from RefSeq and is a predicted model, not a curated record.
AUGACAGUCAACGCGGCGCCCACCCACCCCACUCGGGUUUGGCUCCUCACAUCACCUCGCACCGCGUCCAACAUGUUGGUGAAGAUUCUGAACCUCGAUGCCCAGAACGUGCGCCCCGCCGAACACGGCGGGUACUUCUUUCUGAACGCCGGGGUAAAACGCUUUACCUUCCACGACACACCGAUGAACACGUGGAAAGAUGAGGACCGGGCAGCGGUCUACGCGGCGCAGCAAGUAGCCUUCGACAACCUACAGGAGUACCUCGACGCGGCCGAGAAGGAAGGACAGCGCGUGUUCGUCAAGGAGCACGCCUUCAUGAUGAACGACCCCCACUACGAGUCGGAGCACACGUACGGCCCCGACGCCGUCACGGGCACGCCGGGCACCCUCACCGCGAAGGGCAUCGAACACCCCACGCGUUCGGCGCUCAACCUCACCUCGCUGCCGGACGAGUUCCUCAAGACGUGGCGGCCGACCUUUCUGAUCCGCCACCCGGCCAUGAUGCUGCCGUCGCUCUACCGCACCUGCAUCCGGGACGACGUGAACGCGUUCGUGGUCGACGGCCGCAAGGCGCGCCCCGGCAAGGAGCCCCUCCAGUGCGAGGUCACCAUGAAGUGGAUCCGGACCAUGCACCGCUUCUACGAGGCCCACUUCGGCGACGACAGCACCUGGCCCAUCGUGCUCGACGCCGACGACAUCAUGGUCAACCCGGAGCUGGUGACCAAGUACGCCGCGCUGGCCGGGCUCGAGCCGGAGAAGCUGCGCUUCUCGUGGGAGAAGGCCAGCGAAGAGCAGGUGGCGAAAAUGGCGCCGCCGAACAGGGUCAUGUUGAGCUCGAUCAACGCGAGCUCCAAGGUCGACAUGAGCAAGGUCGCCGGGGCUAUCGACAUCGAUGCCGAGGCUGUGAAGUGGAGGGUUGAGUUCGGCGAGGAGGGCGGUAGGAAUCUUGAGAAGUGGGUCAGGGAUGCGAUGCCGGAUUACCUUGACUUGCACGCGAAGAGGCUGAGGCUUUAG